CAGCAGCAAAUAUGGCGAGACCAGGGAUUUCCUGGUCUGUCAAUAUCAAACCGCUACUAUCGGCUUCAUACUCUUCCUUCAAUAAAGAUUUCCUGUUAGAAUUUAGUAAUGCAAUUAUAGCAAGUGAGAAGGAUGUACUAAACCAUGACGAUGUAUAUGAACCUUUCUACUCCUCCUUUGUGGCAUUGGCUGCCCACUACCUCAGUGCUAGUGCAGGAGAAGUGGCAGCACCUCACUUGUCGAGUGUCACAGGGGCUUGCAAGGUUCUGCUACAAUUCCUACUACAGAGACUUCAAAAUCAAACAGACAGCUGUACUAUAUCAGCAAAAUACUUGAUGAUCCUGAUAAAGGGCCUAUGUAUUGGACUGGGCUGCCUGCCCAAGUCAGAUGUGGUCACAUUCAAUGCAAUGUUGAAAUCUGCACAGUUUCCACCCAAUGUGAGAGAUGUAGAAAAUGAAGCAACAGAAGAAGAGGCACCAAAAGAAACAAAGAGAGCCAGGUUAGAGUCUGAAGUGAACAUAUUUGAUCAGAUGACUUCAGUGUUUGAUGAGAUAGUUGCUCCAGCACCACCUUCAGUAGCAAAAACUGAAGCAAUGCCGGCCGAGACAAUCACAGUGGACGGUGAUGUGACCAUUGUACAUAUAGCAGACAACACAGAAGAAAUGAAGAAUUUAUUUGCCAUGAGGAAUUUGGCCAGUUUGUCACAGCUGAAUGGAGGAAAUAUUUUACUGGAUGUUUGUUUUGAACUGACAUUUUUGAACCGAUAUAUACAGAGAUACAAGGAUGCCAUAGCAGGUUCCGCUUUCGUUAUGCCAGCUACAUUGUCAGAUGCCCUUACAACAAGGAACUGUUUUCAGCUGUUGUUGAAUGAUAUAUCAAUAGUGUGGCGAGUGUUUUCUCUGCCAAUACUGGAACCACUGACGGUAAAAAGGUUAGAGAAGAUUAUCACCGUGACAAUGGGAUGUUUAUACGCUGCUGUUACCGUGGCUACGGCAAACACAAUCAUGAGCCUAGCAAGUGGAACACCAACAAAAUCAACACCAGCCUCAAAGGAGGAAGACAUUGACAACUAUGGCAUAAAUAUUGUACAUAAAACACUUGAGAUCUACCACAAUGUUUCUAUGGCUCUACAUAAUUCAACAAGGGCUGGAGGAAAUAUCGCACAGAAUUUGAAUCUACUGGCUUCAUGGCUGUUGCUUCAAGGGUUACAAGGUAUUUUGACCUUGACACCUGGCAUGAUCCUUGAAAGGAAGGACAGUAAGUCUCGCCCCUCAAGUGCUGGUGGUGCAGACACCUACACCCAGUCACCCAGAUCAUCACAGACUGGUGGCCGACCUGGAUCAGCUAAAAGUUCAUGCCAAGGAUUAGGUGUGUUGUCAGUGGCACUGGGUCUGCAUGCAGUACAGCUGCUACAUAAACUAUUUGAUGAUUUACAAACUGAAGGUGUGAUGCCCAGUCUCAGCGGUACCUCCCAGUCCACCAGUAUGCAGACAACAACAGGGAAGAGCUUAGACCUGACACUGCUUGCCCCUCUGCCUGCCUGGAAACGUAUACAGAAGCUCAUGUCUGCCAUCAACAUACCCGACUUGAUGUUUACACUGGUACCCACAGCACUCAAGAAGGCAUGUUUAAUGAAGAGGUUAAAACAAGGGUCAGAAACAUCGGAGACAAGCAGCAGCAGUGCCUCGGACUCUAACACAUUCUACGAGGAUGACUUCAGUAGUUCUGAUGAAAGCUCAGAAGAAGAUGAUGAAGAUUAUGAACCAAUAUUAGGACAGUGGAUGGAAGACAUUAUGUCCCCAUCAUCACCCAAGGAGGCGGUGCCACCCCAGACCCUCCCACAGAAGUUUGAGGGUGAAGGUGGGAGUAAAAGGUCAAGGAAAAUCAGUGCAGGGGAUGGGACAACUCUCAUACCUGAUAAGCGAGAGCCAGAUGGGUAUAUAAGCUUAGCAUCAGGCGUGCUUCAGUUCCUGAACACAUACUUUAUCAGCACGGGAGACGAGGUGUUACAGAAGUUUCUCAGAGAUUCCCUAACUGAAGACCACAUGGCCAGCCUCGCUGUAGUCAUUAAAGAUAUGGAUAAAGAAUCUACCAGGAUCAGUUCAGACAAGACAUUUGAUGAGUUAUCGGUAGCUUUGUCAAGGUUUAACCACAGUCUAGUGGCUAGAGGCUGUAUCAGUGACUCACUACAGGACUCUCUUCUGAUUAACCUUGGUGUGAACACGAAUGAGGGAGACAUUUGGCCUCUGACACUGUACCCACGAACACUCGCUGUUUUAGCGGAAGUUCUUCUUUUGAGACAGCAGAGAGAACGCGAGGCAAAACAACUUGUCAGUCAGACCGAGACAGUUAUCAUUAUGAUAUGGACACGAUUUAUGAACACGCUUACCAACAAUAUUCUCUCUUCCCACAGUAAAACAGACCCCACAGAAGAUGUGAAUGUGGAGCACAUGCAGUUGUUGUUGUUCCUGUUCCACAGCCUGCACUUGAUGCAGAAAAAACAGCUGCUGCUACAACUGGCCCAGAAUAUAAUACGAGUGGAAGCUAUGGACAAAAGACUUUUGCUGGAGACUGUUCCAAUGUCACUGGGUCGUCUGAUGCUGAUAUUUGAAUAUCUGCUGCACAAUUUUUAUGAUCCACCUGCUGAGCUCCUUGAACAGGUACAGUGGAACUUGUUCACAGUGCAUACACUGAACCAGGGUGCAGACCAGGACUUAAACCUGACCAAACACAGCAUGUGGUUCCAGAUACCAGAGGUAGAAGACAACUUUAGGAAGUACCUAACUCCACAAGAGGCCACAGAGAUUGGAGCGAUGAAGCCUAGAUUCUAUGAGGUUGGUCCGGUCACUGUGAACAACCAGCAGACACCUAGAGUGGAUGGAUUAGCCUGUAGUUUCCUACUGUCAACGUCAGAACAUCUGGACUAUUGUCAGUUAUACAAUGCUUGUGUGUCCCUACUUCUGGCUGGGACAAGGGCUGACAAAGUCAAGGAUAAACUGUCCAUACUGGAAUCGUGUAUGAUACAGUAUCAUUUCAACACAAUGUGGCGUCUGUUGUCAUGUCUGCCACCAUCUUUGGAGUUUCUGAGGAUCCUUGAAAGUGACACUAUACAGAUGUCAGACUCUUAUCUGCUACAUACGUUAAGAUGGGCUCCACGUCUUGGACACAAGGUUUACCUUGGCUGGAUAAAGGAUAGCUUGGUAAAACAGGGCCUUACAACACAACAAAGUGAGGCGCUACUGACUGGAGCUAACAAAACCGCAAACAGUGUGAACUAUGAUAUCAGGCUUGGAAUGAACUUAAUACAAGAUAUGAAGAGUACUAAUCUACCCAAGACAUCACAGGGAGAAAUCCUACCAUCAAACAGACUUCCAGGUCUGCUGUCUGUAAUGUUGCUAGAUAUGGUUGUUGCCAAGUUACAGGUGUCUCUGGAUGAAACUUUCAGUAGGGCAAUGUCUGAUACAGAUCCUCAUAAGACUAUGGAUAUUGCGAAGGAUCUCAUACCAGACACACUUCUCCUGGUGGAGUCGUACAGUGUCUUUGUGAGGUCAAGUAUUUUGAGUCAGCUUAGCACACUGGAGGAGGAUGCCAUGUCACCACGGCAACUAGAAGCCAUCUCCUUGGUGAUGAGUAUAUCAUCUAGUCGGGCCAGCAAGGUGUCGGUCUUGGGCGCAGGACUGAAGGCAGCCCUGCCAAACCCAAUCAAAACUGUAAUAGAGGCCUGGAAUAACAGUGCCAACACUGAGUACCCUAGCAUUGGAAGCUGGAGAAAUGCCUUCGCUAAUGACAUAUUACCUGGAGAGAGUUAUACAGAUGCUCUACAGAAAGCUCAUGUUGCAAAACUUUCAGAGAGCAAGUUUUCAGUGAAUGCUUCAAUGAGACAUGUACUACAUGCACUGUGUAGACUGGCAACAGACCUCUUCACAUGGUGUCCGGAUGCUGAUGGUAGUACAAAACUAGUAGAUGUCAUGUUUCCACUUGUGUUUGAUGUCUCUACAGAAUAUCUCGCAGAUAUGAUAUCUUUCCUGGAUGGUUACCUUGGACCAGUAGAUGGCGAGAAAUUCACGGAGCCGAUGUACCGGCAUGUGAUCUCUGUUUGUCAUCGGCUGAUUACAGAGUAUUCGGACCCUGAGAGGUGUGUAUUCCACUGUUAUUUGACAGCUUUGUUACUGUCGUCUGCUAAAGAGAAUCUGUCUCCAAACUUCGCCGGCAAUGUGCUGAAAUUCUUUAACAGAUUGCUUCUUCUUGCUGAUGGGAAUAAAAAUAGCCAGACAUACAAGGAGCUGUGUAAAUCACUGUGUACACUGGCAGACACGGAUGUCACUGUUCUACAAGCCUGGCUCUCCAAGUUUGUUGUACUGCCAAAAGAGACAGACGAGGAAGCAUUGAGCGAGAAUCGUCAGCUAUUACAGACAUUUACCCUAUACCUGGUCAAAUCCAACAGCCCCGUCAGUGAGGCUGUGCCCCGUGCCAUACUGCAGGCUCUACUGCCCCUAGGGGAAACACUGUUGUCCUCAGCAACAGGGGAGACAAGCGGGUUUCCAGAGAUCAUGGUUGUGAUGCAUACACUUGCAGCUAGUGGGAACGGAAGUGGACAUCGUACUUUGUUUCAGGCUGCCACAACUUGGCUACAACUCUGCAAAGUUCAUGUUGCACAGAAAGAUGUUCUGGAAAAAAUGCUACUCAACAGCAAGUCAGGAAAGAAUUUGAUGAACACUUUAUGUUGUUUAUUGUCUUACAUUGGAGAGAUACUGGUUGCCUUGAAGAAGUCAGGUGACCAGACUGGGUCUGCCUCACCACCAUUAGAGCAUGAGAUCAGUAUCACACAGGAGAUUGAUAGUGACUGGGAGGAAGAUCUGAGUCAUGAGGAGGAAGAUACUGCAGGGGAAGAUUCUGAUGAAGAAUCUUUGAACAACAAACUAUGUACAUUCACAGUUACACAGAAAGAAUUUAUGAACCAACAUUGGUAUCACUGCCACACAUGCAAGAUGGUAGAUGGUGUUGGAGUGUGUACCGUGUGUGCCAAGGUGUGUCACAAAGAUCAUGAUCUGACCUAUGCAAAGUUUGGCUCAUUCUUCUGUGAUUGUGGAGCCAAGGAAGAUGGCAGCUGCAAGGCUCUAGUGAAACGUACAGCUGUGAGUGGCAUGCACAGUGGAGAACAGAAUGUCACCCCAUCACCAUUCUCCAUGGGAACAACUUUACCAAGCUCCCUGCGACGCCGACUGUCCUCCCCACUGCAGUCUGACAAGAGAAUGGAUGAAACUAAAGAUCAGAUUGGAAAAGCAAGAAAACUGCUGUGUCAGCAAUUAGAGGGAAGCAAAGAUGAACUGAUAAACACUUUGACUGGUUCACAGACUAUUCAGACUGUGUUAGAAAUGCUAGACUGUAUUCUGCCCUCACUGACAGAGAACUACCAGACUAUGUCACCUAUGGGAAGCUUGCAGCGGGCACAGUCUGCACUUAAUGAAUUACAUACACAUACAAAGACAACAGAAACCACUGACCAACUUAUGGCAGUUACAUUGGGCUCCCAAGAAGGUGCUUUUGAGAAUGUCCGCAUGACUUACGUUGGAGACCAAGGAUUACAGAUUCGCCAGCUGAUAACAUCCCACAUGCUGCGUCGUGUUGCAAUGUGUGUGUUGGCGUCACCACAUGGCAAGAGACAGCAUCUAGCAGUGAGCCACGAGAAAGGAAAGAUCACUAUUCUACAAUUGUCAGCUCUCUUGAAACAAGCUGACUCUAGCAAGAAAAAAUUAACACUGACAAGACUAGCAUCAGCACCUAUACCAUUUACUGUACUGUCUAUCAAUGGAAACCCGUGCAAUGAGGAUUAUUUAGCAGUCUGUGGUCUGAAGGACUGCCAUGUUCUGACGUUCACCAGUUCUGGGUCAGUGUCUGACCACCUAGUGUUACACCCAACCUUGGCCUCUGGAAACUACAUCAUCAAAGCCCUAUGGCUGCCUGGCACGCAGACUGAACUGGCCAUAGUCACAGCAGAUUUUGUAAAGAUCUAUAACCUGUCUGCUGAUGCGAUCAGUCCCCAGUAUUUCUUCCUGUUGCCCAGUGGGAAGAUCAGGGAUGCCACGUUUGUGUUUACGGAGGAGGGUCGUUACAUUGUCCUGAUGUCCUCGUCUGGUUAUAUCUACUAUGAAGUGAUGGGAGAAAGCAGCAGUGCUAAACAUGGACCGUUCUAUAUCACGAAUGUCGUAGAGGUCAAACAUAAUGAUCUCAAGGAUGUGAAUGGUCAGGUAGCAGGAGGGGGUGUUUCUAUCUACUACUCCCAUGCUCUACAGCUUGUCUUCUUCAGUUACACACAAGGGAAGAGUUUCUGUGCACCACUAGAGAAGGAUCUGUCAGCAACACCUGUAGUGUUUCCAAUCACAUUUAAAAGUUCCAACGGAGGAGGAAAAGGUAAUACAGGGCACCAGGCUCUGGUCCAGUGGUCCGAGGUCCCAGGCCACACCGGUCUGCUGUACUGUAUGACCCAGACCACCAACAACCCAGUGGUCCUGAUGAUCAAACCUGAUGCCUUGAUGAUACAAGAAAUCAAAGUUGUGCCCGCCAAGGCAAAAAUACAAGAUGUUGUCGCUAUUAGACAUAAUGCCUCUAACUCUGACCAGCAAAGAACCACAAUGAUACUGCUGUGUGAAGAUGGAAGUCUAAGGAUAUACAUGGCUAAUGUAGACAAUACAAACUACUGGCUGUCACCUACACUACAGCCACAAAGUCCUAUCUCUGUCCUCAAACCUGCCAAGAAAAAGAAGACAACAAAAUCUGGGCGACCAACUGGUUCUGUAAAUUUCCCAAUAGAUUUCUUCGAGAACUGUCAGCAAUCGAAUGAUAUAGAAUAUGGAGGGAAUGAUGUCCUGCAGAUAUACAAUAUACAACAAGUGAAACAUAGACUGAACACAACUGGCAUGUAUAUUGCCAGUACAAAACCUGGUGGAUUUACUAUAGACAUGACAAACACCAGUGCGACCACUGUGAUGGUUGGUGUCCGAGUAUUUGUAGGGAGCCAGUCAGUGGAGAGAGCACCUAGAUACCUUGAAGUGUUUGGCAGAACUGUAGAGGUCCAAUGUUUGAAACCCAGAUGGGUAGAUCUACCCUUCACAAGAGAGGAAUCACUAAAUGCUGACAAGAAGUUUUCUCUGUCCAUUGGUCCGAGCAAUGAUCCAGGCGGAGUCACUAUGGUAGACUCUAUCAAGGUUUUCACCAAGACCAAGGAAGCUUUUGGCUGGCCGGAAGAGCCAGAUGAGUUCACAGAGCAGUCUACACCCAAACCGACUCCCUCUGUGGCAUCGGCAGCACCCAGUAGUUCCGAGUCUGAGACAGUGACAACAUCUCUGGCUUACAUGCCACUUACAUCAGCUGACAAGUUACUCAGCAGUGCUCUUGAAGUUUUGGAUGGUGCAUUUUCAGCCCUGCCUUCAGAUGAGAAGGAUCCACUAAGGGAGAAAACUUUAGAAACAGCUACCAAUCUGCUGACAUUGCCUACACCAUCUAGUGUACAACAGCACACAAAAGCACUGCUCGCUUCCCUGUUUAUAAACAAAACUGUGUAUCAUGGACAUAAGGAUGAGACGGAACUAAAUCAUGUGAUGCAAUGUCUCCGCGGUGACCAGGAGGGACAUACAAUGGAUGUUGAAGCUUUCCAAAGACUAUUGGUCACUGCUCGUGCAGUGGCUGUAUCCCGGCCUCACAACCUUGUCAGAUAUGCUAACAGACCAGCAGAUUCAUCCUCGGACAAGGAAGUAUUGGAGGUAACAGAUCUAGAGAAGGAAGAAGCUGUUGUGUCAGUUGGAGAGUUAGAGCCCCAGGAAGGAUGUCAUUUUGUGUCACAGUUGAUGAACUCAUUCUGGAGAUUGUUGACAUCUAGACCACCCAACCCCAUGCUUGCACCUGUUUGCUUGCCAGGUCUUGCCCAUGUAGAUGCUACAGUUGGAGCACUGGUGGAGAUCAUUCAAGCGUUCACUGUAUCGGAUCUUGAAAAUUUACCAUUAGCAACAAAACUUUAUGCUAAGCUUCUGCUACACCCAGACCAUGUUGUAAGCUUUGCGUGUAAACAAGCAAUGAUACGAUCACUGAGAACAAGGGCCAGAAGGAAGAGAGUGUUUAUACCGUCCCCACCAAGGUGUAGCUCACCAGGAGAGGAAGAAGAAGAGGGAGCAGCUAAGGGAGAUAAACCUGAUUCUACCAUGAUACAGUCCCUUACCAUUAGUGAGGCUCCUGAUGGAGAUGAUAUGGAACAGUAUGAAAUUGUGGAGGGUAAUGAGCCAAUGGUACUAGAACCCUCAGAACCAGGUCAAGGUCAUCCACUAGAGGCCCUGCUACAAAGAGGGGCCAAUUUUAACCCAGUAGUUGACAUACCCCCAGAUGCUGAUGAUGAAACAAUGGUAGAGCUGGCCAUAGCUCUCAGCUUACAAGAUCAGAAUGGAGGUGGACUUGGGCUGCAAGGUCUGAGAUUAGCGAGUCAGCAACAGAAUGUUGGUAACUAUGAGGACAGUCAGAUGUCAGAUACAACAGCCUCGGCUCCAGGUAGUGAUGAUGAGAUAGCUAGUAAUGUUGCUACAGAUGGCUCAACACUGAGGACAUCUCCGGCGGAUCAUGCUGGGAGUGGAGGCUCAGAAAGUGGCGGUAGUGCUGAGGAAUCUAUUUCAGCAAGUGGAAGAAGUAGUAUGUAUGGAGACAGAGACCGUGGACCUAGAAGUGAGACCAGCAGUCUUGGAGCCCCCAGUAGCACAAUGCCACAUGAUGUCAACGAUACAGAGACUGAUAGAGAUACCUCUACAAAACUUCACAGCCUACGUCUGAACUUGCUGGAGAAGUUACUGCAAUACCUACCCAAGGUCUCAGCACAAGGUGGAGUGGCUGCUAUUCCAUUCAUGCAGGUGUUGCUGAUGUUGACCUCAGACCUGGAUGCGGAUGAGGAGAAGGACCGUGCUGCCCUGGAUAGUCUCCUACAGGCCUUACUGAUGGAGCUAGAUGUGUCAGGUAGUGGGCUGGACACCGUAUCAUGUCGCAGUAAGCAGAUGGAAGUGAAGCUUGUCUAUAUGAGACUACUCAGUGUUCUGUUGUCAAGAACUAAGGCAGGAACUAAACCUUCAACAGAGUCUUCGUCAUUUGUGAGUAAUACAACAGCCAAUGCCUUGUUAUCUAGUGGGACAAUAUCCUACUGUCUGACUAUACUACAGAACCUUCUGCCAUAUUGGAGAAACUAUAAUCCUGCUGAGGAGGAGACGGCGCCUUUACCAGGACAAUUAUUGAGACCAAGACCCACAUCACCACCACCAGAUAUGAGCCCAUUCUUCCUGAGAGAGUAUGUGAAGGGACAUGCGAAUGAUGUGUUUGAAGAUUACCCUCAACUCCUGACAGAAAUGGCACUCAGACUUCCACAUCAGUUAAAGAAGAUAGGAGACGGUGUUCACAGUGUGUCUACAGCCACAUUCGAUGCAGCAUGGAACACCACACUAGCCGAGUAUAUGAUGACACAGAGAACACCAUUCGUCAAAAAGCAAGCUAGAAAAUUGCUGCUGUUUAUUAGCGGAUCAAGGGACAGAUACCGAGAGAUACGUGACCUUUACUCUAUAGAGAAAAACCUGAAUGCUGUUGUUGAACAGUGUAACAAGAGUGGACUUUCCACUACUGAGCUAGCACCACACAGUGUCAUACUGCCAUAUGACUCUUUACUUGUUCUUAUAGAGCAUUUGAAGGCGUGUGCUGAUAUAGCUGCCAGCCGACCAGUGAACUGGCAGAAAUACUGCUCCACAAACCAAGGAGUUCUACCAUUCCUGGUAAAGGCAAGUAUCUCCCUGGAUGAGGGUGUGGCACCCACACUUUUACAGCUGCUACAGUGUGCUAUAUGUGGAACAGCCGUCGUCAAGGCAACACAGUCACAGGAAGUAGCUGCAGGAACUUCACCAAACAAACAGAAGAAAGAUAAAGAUAAAGACAAGGAUAAAAAUGAUGAUUCUGAUGAUGGACAGAAACAUGAUGAGUCCCUGUGUACCACCUUGAUACAGCUGUUGAACAGAACUAUAGACAGAGAUUUGAUGAUGCAUUUUGUGAGGACAUUUUUGCUCGAGUCCAACUCUACAUCCAUUAGAUGGCAGGCUCACUCUCUUAUACACCAGAUUUACAAGAACUCGAGUUUACAGGAACAGGAAGGUGUGUUAGACCAGUUGUGGACAUUGUGGAAGGAAUUACCGUUGUAUGGAAGGAAGGCAUCACAGUUUGUUGAUCUCCUUGGUUACUUUGUUCUAGUCACACCACAAACAUCAGAAAAGAAGACAAAGGAGUACCUUGAUCGCGCCAUUGACUUACUGAAGGAUGAGAAUCAAAUCCUAGCCAACCAUCCUAAUGCUCAGAUAUACAAUAUGUUGCAAGGCCUUGUAGAUUUUGAUGGGUAUUAUUUGGAGAGUGACCCAUGUCUGGUCUGUAACAACCCAGAGGUUCCUUACACAAGCCUGAAGCUGUCAAACAUCAAGGUAGAUUCCAAGUUCACGACUACAACACAGAUUGUGAAACUUGUUGGCAGCUAUACCAUCUCCAAGAUAUCCUUGAGGAUCACUGAACUCAAGAGGACUAAAAUGGUACGAGUGAUGAAUAUAUAUUACAACAACAGGACAGUACAAGCUGUAGUGGAACUGAAAAACAAACCAGGACUUUGGCACAAGGCCAGAAAGAUGACACUAACUGCUGGUCAGACGGAUGUCAAGGUUGAGUUCCCAAUUCCUAUAGUGGCAUGUAAUCUGAUGAUAGAGUAUGCUGAUUUCUAUGACAACCUUCAGGCUACCAGUGAGACAUUACAGUGUCCACGCUGCAGUGCCUCCGUCCCAGCUAAUCCUGGGGUUUGCGGUAACUGCGGAGAGAAUGUGUUUCAGUGCCAUAAAUGCAGAGCCAUUAAUUAUGAUGAGAAAGACCCGUUCCUGUGUAAUGCCUGUGGCUUCUGUAAAUAUGCCAAGUUUGAUUUCACCCUCACAGCCAAACCAUGUUGUGCUGUAGAUCCUAUAGAGAAUGAAGAGGACAGGAAGAAGGCUAUAACAACCAUAAAUUCGCUGUUAGAGAAGGCAGACCGAAUCUAUAAACAGUUACAGCUGCAUCGUCCAGCACUUGAGAACUUGAUGAUCCAGGUAGCUGAGCACAGCACUGACAGACCAGAAUAUGUGGUGGACAGGGGGAGGAUGCCAGAUCAGCUGUGAUAAAUUAUACAACAUCUAGCCCUAUACUGUGGAGAAAGCAAAUCUUCUUUUGAUGAACUCAGCAAAAUUAUACAGAAAGUGUUGGCCUGUAGAAAGGAGCUGGUAGACUAUGAUAGACAACAGAGACAGGCUGUAGCCACCAGCAGCUCCCCAGUCACAAGCCCUAGAGACCCACCCGUACUUAAACAACCUGUCAGGAAAGCUGAAAAGUUCAGUUGCAAGCCAAGCAAUUGUUUCGGAUGUGCAAGUGCAGCUGUGGAACACUGUAUAACAUUGUUAAGAGCUCUUGUCACCAACACCAACCUUAGACAUAUACUCUGUAGUCAGGGUAUGAUACAAGAGUUGAUAGAUUUCAACCUGCGCCGAGGCACACUGCACGUAAGGUCAGAGGUCAGAUCCCUGCUCUGCCUACUGACCAAAGACAACAGGCGUGGAACAGAGGAAAUGAACAACAUUAUAAUGACUCGUAUAUCAGCGGCAGUCAAAGGACAUCUGUCCAACCCAGAUCUUGGUUCUUCUGUGAGACAUGAGAUACUGUUGCUGGCUAACUCCCUUAAACAGGAAGACACAUGUUGGGAAUUCCGUGUGAGAUGUGUGAUGCGGCUCUUCCUGAUGGGAAUGCAGCUGAAACAACCAGUGAUUAUGGAAAGUGUGACAUUACCCUGUCUUAGGAUACUCCAACAUCUGAUUAGACCUGACAAGUUACAGACAGCUAAGGAUGGUAGCCAGGAAGAACCCCCUGUCAGUGCAGUGAUGGCCUUGCCUUCUGAGUUACAUGUGAACAGUGCAGAGUGGUUGACUGGCAACCAGAAAUACUCAUACCAGAACUGGAGGAAAUGUCUGCCAGUCCAACAAGCAGCGCAGCAGACCACACCAACAGCAGAGAAGAAAGAAGAAAUUACUGAGAAACCAUCCGAAAAAGAUAAAUCUGUUGAGAAGUCUGAAGCUCGGGCUCGUUAUCUUGAGGAGAAAUAUGCCACUAGGUGGCGUACCAAGAUGUGGAAGGUUCCCGGUGUGCCAUUGAAGCUGACACAAACAACUUGGCUACAGCAGGCUAUGUUCUCACCAUCGUCCCAGUCAGCAAGACAGACGGCCACCAGGGUGAUUGAGUAUAUAGCACAGGUUCCAUCUAGAAAGAAAGAAAUUGUGGACAUGCUCACAGGGUGUUUGGAUCAGGUGGGCAAGGCUGGAGAAUGUGCCCAGGAGUUCCUAUCCCUCUAUGGUAGGAUUAUACAACCAACCCAUUGGAAACAUUACCUUGCUAUCAAGGGGGUGUUACUCAAACUUGGAGACCUGAUCACCAAGGAGGUGGAGAAAUUACAGUACCUUGAGGAGACAACACUGAGUUCUGAUCUGGCACAAGGUUUUGCUCUAAAAUCCCUCACAGAGUUACUGUCCCUGUUUGUUCAACAAAAGGAGAUAAAGCAGCACUACAAGGCUAGACUGGUUGGUUACGUCCUUAAUGGAUAUCUCUCACUGAAGAAACUUCUAGUACAGAGAACUAAAUUGAUAGAUGAGACACAGGAUAAGCUGUUAGAGCUUCUGGAGGAGCUUACUACAGGUACAGAGUCCGAGACAAAGGAAUUCAUGCAAGUGUGUGUGCAGACUAUACAGAAAUAUCCACUAGAUGACAAAGUGUCACCUGUCUUCAUAUUUGAGCGACUGUGUAGCAUCAUCUUCCCAGAAGAGAAUGAUGUGGGCGAUUUCUUUAUGAUCCUGGAGAAAGACCCGCAGCAAGAGGACUUCCUGCAGGGGAGAAUGCUGGGAAAUCCAUACAGCUCGAGUGAAGCAGGGCUUGGACCUCUCAUGAGGGAUGUGAAAAACAAAAUAUGUCAAGAUUGUGAGUUGGUUGCUCUCCUGGAAGAUGACACUGGUAUGGAGUUACUUGUGAACAAGAAGAUCAUAAGCCUUGAUUUACCUGUGAAAGAUGUUUACAAGAAAGUAUGGGCACCGGAACAUGGAGAGGGAGAGCCGAUGCAGAUUAUCUACCGUAUGAGAGGACUGUUGGGGGAUGCUACAGAGGACAUGGUUAACUCCCUUGAUACAAAUACACAGGAAGAUAUAGACAAAGAGGAAGUGUACAGAAUGGCCAAUGUGCUCGCUACAUGUGGUGGUCUUAAGGUGAUGCUGGACAGAUUGGAAUCCAUCAAGGACCUUGUGUUAGGCAAGCCUCUAAUGCUUGUCCUUUUAAAACUUUUCUCUUUCGCUGUGAACGUGAAAGCAAACCGGCAAGAGCUGAUCAAACCGGAGUUAAACGCAAUCACAGUGAUGCUUGGGGCACUGAACCUGGCAUUGUGGGCAGAGCAAGAAAGUGGCUCAACUGCGACCAAAGGACAGACAAUAACAGAACAGAUUUUACAGAUUAUGGAAACCAUUUUGUUAGAAGCUAGUUCCCAGUCUACUGAUAGAUACACCGAGUUUUCGAAACUAUGUGGGGAUAAAACCCAGCUGAUGAUGUUACUUGAACGUAUCAAUUCACCAUUUGUACGAUCAAACACAAGUGUACUCCAAGCACUGAUGAGGCUCAUUCCAUUCCUUGCAUUUGGAGAGGAGGACAAAAUGUUAACACUUAUCAACCACUUCAAACCAUAUUUGGACUUCAACAAGUUUGAUGCGGAACACAGCCAUGAUGAGAAAGUUCAUUUGGAUUGUUUCUGUAAUAUAGCUGCCGGUAUUAAGAACAAUGACAAUGGGGUACAGCUGAAGAAUAUGAUAGUUGAACAAGGGGUGGUGAAAAUGGCGCUAGAUUAUAUACUUGCACAUGCUCCAGAGGUCAAAACUCUCCUUGCGACUGACUCUGAUAUAUGGAAAGAUUUUCUCACGAAGCCAUCCCUCAGUUACAUUUUGAGGUUAUUGACAGGAAUCUGUGAUGGUCAUGAAGCAACUCAGUUGGAGUUAGGCAAUCACUUGAUACCGAUACUUCACAAGUUAGAACAAGUGUCCUCGGACAAACAUAUUGGCACUCUGGCAGAAAACUUUAUGGAAGCUCUUAGAAAGAACCCCACUGUUACAGCCAAAAUAGAGGAGGUGCGCCAACAAACCAAGACCGAGAAGAAGAGACUGGCUAUGGCAGUCAGGAAGAAACAUCUUGGUGCCCUUGGUAUGACGACAAAUGCUAAGGGUCAGGUGACAGUGAAAGCAUCAGUGUUGAAGCAGAUAGAGGACAUAAAGGAGGAGACAGGACUCACAUGUUGUAUAUGUAGAGAAGGGUAUAGAUACCAACCUCAAAAGGUUCUGGCCAUUUAUACAUUCACCAAGAGAAGUAACCUGGAUGACUUUGAGAACAAACAACGUAAAACAAUUGGAUAUACGACUGUGUCUCACUUUAAUGUAAUACAUGUAGACUGUCAUACUGCAGCUGUUAGACAUGCUCGUGGUCGAGAAGAAUGGGAGAGUGCAGCUUUACAGAAUGCCAACACUAAGUGUAAUGGUCUGUUACCCCUGUGGGGGCCUCAAGUUCAGGAGUCCGCUUUCGCUACAUGUCUUGCCAGACACAACACGUAUCUACAAGAGUGUACUGGUGUAAGAGAUCCUAGUUAUCCGUUCAACAUACACGACCUGAAGUUAUUACUACUGAAGUUUGCGGAGGAGAAAUCUUUCAGUGACGACAGUGGUGGUGGCGGUCGACAGAGCAACAUGCAUCUUCUGCCCUACAUCAUGCAUAUGUCACUCUAUGUGAUCAACACAACCAGAUCUGGUAGUAGGGAAGACAAAAACUUGAACAAUUUCCUUGAAUCAGCCAGAGACAGAUGGAUAGAGAACUGUUUCGAAACUGAAAGCCCAAUGUACUGGUGUGUUGUGGCUACACAUCUAUACUCACCAGACAAGUGGAAAUCUGUGCGUACAAAGUUCCUGGAACGUCUGGUUGUCGUAGCUCAUGUACGAAAUACCAUUACCAUUGGAAGCAAAACGGUUACUGACAAAACAGUAAAAGACUAUACUGUCUACAAGCCAUACCUCGUCUUCUUUGGUCUGAUUGAUGGGUUGUACCAGUACAUCUAUAAGAAGGUGACUGUUAAAGAUGAUGACUGGACAAGGAGCCUGGCUGAUUACAUUCGUAACAAUGACAGGGCUGUGUUGGAGUCAUGUGAUAAACUUCUUGCGGCCUACCAGGAUGAAAUGUUGCCAUGCGAGUCUACUGCAGAGUUUGCAGAUGUUAUGGGACUUCUUGAAGACAUACCAGACCCAGACAAGUUUGUCACAGAUCUGCUACAGUCUUUACCCUGAAACUAGAAAGAGAUUUUAAAGGGACUUUUUGCAUCAAUUCUGGACAUACUGUGUGUUUUUUUAAAGUGACUUCCUGCAUCAGUUGUGGACUUAGUAUUUUAUAAAACUUCCUUCAGCUUUUGUGAACAAUAUCAUAGUAUUUAUUUGUGAAGUUAGUGAGUUUAUUCACUGCUCCUCUAUAGUGCCCCCCCCCCACGUCCGAUUACACUUAGCCUUAAAAUAAAAAUACGAAGCAAUGAAGAAGAGAAGUAGUAGUUUUAAAAUGUUACUUAUUUCACCCUAAUAGUAUCUGUCUAUGCUUUAGAUAUUGUUCAUACAUGUAUUUAUGAUCUGGUUAUUUGCAUAGUGGAAUGAAGUUUUGGAACAGUUCCUGAAAUUCUACAAAAAUGGAUAUGUUUCAUCAAGUCAUGUUGUAACUGCUACUUUUAUAAUUAUGAGACUAGAAAUAAAAUGGGGCUGAUGAUUUAUGCUAACAGUAUAGGUCAUCUUUAACUGUUCAAACGUUUUAUUUCUGGAUCUUCAGACGCUAUGUACAUGUAACUGUAUUUGAUUCCACAUACAGAAAGCCUUCCCUUCCCCCACCACCUAAAAUUCUCCCAGCCAAAAUAUAAAAAAGUUUAAAAUUGUUUUUGAUUCUAUAGAUUUCAUCAAUAUUGUCUGCACCUUUUUGAACCCCAGAACUGGCUUUGCUUAUUUUGAUGAUACACAAAGACAAUAAUGCUUUAUAUAUAAAAAUGAGUAUUUAUGCCAUUCUUAUAACAAGCAUGAAUUUGAUAGCUUUGCUUCUAUGGGUUGUUAAACCAAAUGGUUUCUAUCAAUGGCUUUAAAGCAGUUUAGCUUAGACAGACUCUGACAUUAAAGACAAGGUUAUUCACCAACAGUUAUAUAUCUUUAUGUGUUACCUUCUUUAAAUAAAGUUAUUAUUAAUUUUUUGAAAUAGCUUCAUUUAGAAAACUAGACUACGUUGAUGUAAGAAAGGAAAGUUGUCUGUCCCCCAACCAACAGCCCAUGUAUCACAGUAUCAAGAUGAGUGUAAUGUCUUCUGGUGUUGAGUGCAUAGAUGAAAAACGAGGAAGAACAAGAAAUGCAUUUUUCCAGAUUUUCAUUUAACUGAAAAGUCAUUUACAUUAUGUUUGUUUCUGUAACAAUCUUUUUGUUCCCAGGUCAUUUCCUUAUGUGCAAAAUAUUAUUUAGCUAUGGGGUUAUGUACCUCCAUAAUUUCUGUAUUUUACUCUAUAUAUUAGUCACCUGUUUGCAGUUCGUGCUAUAUGACCAGUGUAUAUUCAACACUAUAUUUUGCUGGGCUAAAGUCAGAAGAAGAAAAAAAUUAUGCAUAAUUUAUUUUAAAUGUCAUGUAUUGAAGCACUUACGAAUGUUUGGUAACAGCUUUAAUUAUUGACCUGUAAGCCAUUCAGUAAGUGUAUGCUUAAGACAAAAAGAAGUUAUAUUAACAAAAUUACUUUCAAAACAAUGGACUUGUUGCUUGUCAUGCUUUGGUUUGUUAACUUAAGGAGGUAGGUUACCUUGUUACAAGGGUAAAUUCAAAUUAGUUGAACCACAGCAUCUUUUUGUAUUUCGUGUAAUAUGAAGUUUUAACUGCUAAAAUCUCAGUUUCGUUUGUCUCUGUCCCUUCAAGUUCAUUUUUUAUCCAGGUUUGAAGAACAUGACCCUCCAAAGGUAUUUCAUAUUGAAAGAAGAAGGAAAAUACGGAUAUUUAACACUUUUCAGUGUAUUUAGUUUCACUGAUAUCCGUAGAAGUCAGCAUAAUCUAUAAUUUUACUAGUAAGCACGUUAGCUUUCUAAUAUAAGCUUAAAAUGUAUAUGUCGCGGGGCUCGUGUUUCCAUGGUAACACAUUUUCUCUCAUUUUUAAACAACUAUGUAUAAAAAUAGGGAUUUCCGAUGGCUUCAGUGCCAUUCUAUUAAUGACUAACAUGGAAUAUUUGGGUAAUAUUAUUAGCAAAAUACAAAGCACUAUACAUGGUACCCUACUUUUCUUAAAGUUUAAAGUAACCAUGGCAACAGAGAUGUUUAAAAUGGCUUAUAUCUUGCUUUUUGUCGUAAUUUCUUAUAAAAUAAUAUUGAAUAAGGUUAUCUUUCUAGUUGAUGUAGCUUUAAAACAUAUUAUUUCUAACGUAAGUUAUAUUUUCGUGUUAUCUGCAUUUAUUCAAGCAAAUUUCUAAGCUUAAAAUACUUACAGCAGUACCCCUCGUCUGGCAUUUUUCAUGGAAAAAUCGUUCAGCAUGCUACUUUUAUUCUCAUGGAUAUUGUUGAAAUGAAAAUAAAAAGCCGAAGCUGUGUUUCUUAAAUAGACUAGUGUCAACGCUUUUGAAUUUUACAUUUAGAUACAUAGGUCACGGGCUUCGUUUCCAUGGUAACAUCAAUUCAAUUCAAGAAGCCACAAUUUUCUACUGAAAUUUGAACAAUUUUAGAUCUUAGUUUUAGUAUAUAAGUUACAAAUUAUCAACGGAACCUGUAAAAUAGGUAUUACAGAUCAAACUGCUAGAUUUUUUAUUUGAAAAUGGCCGUAACAAGUAACCUCUCGCCCAACUAUAUUCCAAAUAACAUUGGUUACCAUCAUCCAUUUUCUUACAUUCCGCAUAACAUUUCAAUAUAACUAGAUAAAAGAAGCAAAAUAUUGAUUAUUAUUCAGAGCAAAAGAUUCAUAAAAAAUAUUUCAGCAAGUAAUGGUUACUUGAAAAUAGUUUGAAUAAAGAAAAUGCACAGAAUUACCUUCUUUCAAGAUAAAAGCUAUUAAUUUUGCGCGGUAACUGACACGUAACGUCAUGACGUCAAUGACGUCAUUUAAAGGCAACAUUGUUUUGAAGCGUUUCUGCGGCAAUUUAUUCAUUAUUUCUGCAUUAUUAAACCAUAAAGCGUCAGAUCGAAGACAGGUCUAUGAUUUGUUUUCAGAAGAAUGAAUAUACAAACACAUUUAGUUUGUCGUAAACGUCGUCGUAAAUCGUCACGUUAGCUUCCGGUUGGACAUGCGCACAUACAAAUAUAAAGGUAACCUACCUCCUUAAUGGUGUAUUGUGAUUCUCAGAAGUUAAUAAACAUCUUCCCUCUUCA
Molecule: messenger RNA, 18495 nt
Organism: Mercenaria mercenaria
Lineage: Eukaryota; Metazoa; Mollusca; Bivalvia; Venerida; Veneridae
Product: E3 ubiquitin-protein ligase UBR4-like
Molecular function (GO): protein binding; zinc ion binding
Source: RefSeq, a predicted model, not a curated record